UGAAAUCACUGUCGUUUCUGUCUUUCCAUGAUCUCACCAUAAAGUCUAUGAAAAUUGGCUCCUAAAUCAAAUGCAUAUUAUUUUGUCCUCACUCACACCAAUCACAAGUCCCUCAGAUUCUUCCCAUUUUCAUUGAAGAUCUGCCUUAAGCUUUGCGUCGGUGACUCCUAUAUCUAUCUACCCUCUUCAUUUAUUUUAUUCAAAUUGUGUUUUUAAUUGUCAAUCUGCUCGCCUUUGCGUACUCAACUUCCAUCCAAUCUUGUUAAUUUAAUUGCUUUCUUUGCUUCUAAUUUCUUGCCCCAAUUUAUAUUUAAAUACCCAUUUCUCUGAUUUUGCAAUAAUGAAAUCUGUCUUCAGCUCUUGUUUCUCUUCAAAAAUGGCAUUUUAUUGAUAAAGUUGUGAAAUUUCCUAUUUGAAUUUUAAAAGUUUGCUGAUUUUUUUUGUUUAAUCAUCCCAAUUAGUGUAAACCCAGAAAAGGAUAUCUGAAAAUGUCUUCAAUUCGAGUUGAUUCUUCAAAGCAAUUAGCCACCAGUAGUCUUGUGAUAGGUUAUGCUAUAUGUUCAAGCUUGUUAGCUGUGAUUAACAAGUUUGCUAUUACUAAAUUCAAUUUCCCUGGUUUAUUAACUGCAUUGCAGUACUUGGUUUCUGCUUUAGGUGUUUGGGUUUUUGGAAAGUUUGGAUUUUUACAUCAUGAUGCUUUCAAUUAUGAAACUGCUAAGAAGUUUUUACCUGCUGCAAUUGUUUUCUAUUUAGCAAUCUUUACCAAUACUAAUCUUCUGCGUUAUGCUAAUGUGGAUACUUUUAUAGUGUUCAGAUCUUUAACACCCCUUUUGGUUGCUAUUGCUGACACUAUCUUUCGUAAGCAACCGAUUCCGUCAAAGCUUACGUUUUUGUCUUUGUUUGUCAUAUUGGGUGGUGCUGUUGGUUAUGUCGCUACUGAUUCGGCUUUUACUUUGCGAGCUUACUCUUGGGCAUUAGCUUAUUUGGUGACUAUCACCUCUGAGAUGGUUUACAUUAAACACAUUGUGUCAAAUGUUGGGUUGAACACAUGGGGUCUUGUGUUUUACAACAAUCUGUUGUCGUUGAUGAUGGCGCCAUUGUUUUGGGUUCUCACGGGAGAGUAUAAUGAGGUGUUUGCUGCUUUAGGAUCCAAUGCUGGGAAUUGGUUUCAAUUUGAUGCGUUUUUUGCAGUGUCCUUGUCUUGUGUGUUUGGUUUGGCUAUUAGUUUCUUCGGAUUUGCAGCAAGGAGAGCAAUAUCUGCAACUGCAUUCACCGUCACUGGUGUUGUUAAUAAGUUUCUUACGGUUGUGAUCAAUGUGCUUAUUUGGGAUAAGCAUGCUAGUCCGUUCGGUUUGCUUUGCCUCCUCUUCACGCUUUCUGGAGGCAUACUUUAUCAGCAGUCGGUUACUAGAAUCGGAAAUGAGCCGGUCAAUAAGCAACCCAUCGAUGAGAAUGAUGCAGCUGAAGAGACUGAAUUUAUCAAAAAAACUGAUGGUGAUGAAGAGAGCUAAGGGAGGAGCAUAUCUGGUAAAUUGCUUCUGUAUUUUAUAUGGUUUUGUAGCCUGUUUAGUAUUGAUGACAAUUUGAUGAGCAUUAUUGCUAAUUAUCUUUGUAUGGAGGUAUAAUCUGUGUCACUAGGAAUUAAAAUUGCAUCUUAGUUGUAUUAGAUAAUUAAAAAAUGUUGUUUUUUUCAUUCUACAUAUUGUUUAAUAUUCGAUGAAUGCUUUGGUCCUUAA
Messenger RNA from Mercurialis annua (annual mercury), 1736 nucleotides. Its product is annotated as GDP-fucose transporter 1. Lineage: Eukaryota; Viridiplantae; Streptophyta; Magnoliopsida; Malpighiales; Euphorbiaceae. Gene Ontology annotation, cellular component: Golgi apparatus. The transcript has a single exon. The record is from RefSeq and is a predicted model, not a curated record. Gene Ontology annotation, molecular function: GDP-fucose transmembrane transporter activity; antiporter activity. The coding region runs from base 489 to 1511 and encodes 340 amino acids.